CCCGUCACCCUCUCAUAGCUACUGACUCGUGUUGAUGGGACCACAGAUUUGGGCUUUCCGUUCGCGUCGAAUUCUUUCCCCAGAUCGUACCGUGAGACCUGGGGUAACAGCGGGUGGCCCGAUGAUGCCAUCCCAGUCCACUCUGUCGCCAACGCCUGCCGCCGAGGAACGACACGCGCGAUAUCCCUUGAGCGUUCGCAAACACUAUAUAAGUAGCGUUGCGCAGAACAGCGAUAUGAACUCAGCAGGUUCGAUCGCUAAUUGACUGUUGCCGACUACACCCAAAUCCGACGUUUACUAUCUUGUUAAUAUGCAGGUCACCGAUGGCAAAGACGGCGUCUUCACGAAGAUGUCACGAUGUUUCAAUGGUCGACUCACAUACUCUGUUGGAAUCAUCGCUCUUAGCCAAAUCAAUUUUGGUCUUGAUCAAGGCGUGUUUAAUAAUACACAGGCAAUGACACCAUUUGCUCGUAGGUUUGGGGUAUUCAAUGCAAAAAUUCAAACCUAUGAGCUCGAAACAUAUUAUCUAUCCCUCUUGAGCAGUCUCACUUAUAUCGGCUUCACAUUUGGUCUUGUCAUGGGCAAUAUCCUCAGCGCGAAGAUCGGACGGAAGAAAUGCUUCAUGGUGAUGUGCUUCUGGGCCAUCCUAGGCGCGAUCAUCUGCAUAACUACGACAACAAACAAAUGGCAGAUGGUAGUCGGACGUAUCGUAUCAUACGUAUACAUCGGUAUGGAACUGGCUCUUGUGCCUGUAACGCAGUCCGAGUUAGUCCCAGCACCAGUACGAGGCGCCACCGUCGGUACAUAUCAGUCUGCACUACUUAUCGGUCAGCUCAUUGCGUCACUGAUAUGCCGAGGUACCGGCAAUAUCGACGACGAUAGAUCCUGGCGCAUACCUCUUGGCAUACUAUUCAUCAUCCCGACCAUCAUGUUGUGCGCCGUGUGGUACAUACCUGAAAGUCCGCGCUGGCUGCUCCAAAAGGAUCGGCCUGAAGAAGCUAUAGCAAACUUGCGCCUAUUGCGCCAGGGCAAGUUCACCGAGGAAGAAAUUCAACAGGAAUAUCGCGAAUUCCAGGGCACAUUAAAUGCGACGGCCAAGAGGGGAAGAUUCAUUGAGCUGUUCCAGGGAACUAAUCUAAAGCGCACACUCAUCGUCUUAGGGGUGAACAUAUUCCUGCAGCUGACUGGGCAGAACUUCGUUUCAGUCUACGGCGCCAUCUUUAUCAAGAGCUUAGGUGUCAUCAAUCCUUUCACCAUGACCUCCAUCAAUACUGCUGUGAGCAUCGUAUUCGUCUUUAUAUGUCAGCUCGCAACAGACAAGACUGGUCGAGUACCACUGAUGUUUGUUGGUGCAAUCAUCCAAUGUGGUGGCCUCAUGACGAUGGGCGGUCUCGGAACGGUCGCCAGUCCUUCCUACUCAAUCAAAGCUACUAUCGUAAGCAUGGUGACCGUCUUUGGGGUUGGCUUCCAACUCGGCUGGGCUCCUCUUUCGCAUGUCGUGGCCGCGGAGAUUCCAACUCAGCGUCUCCGCGAUACAACUUAUGCACUUGGCUCCGUCUUCAACAUUGCAAUUCAAUUCGCUGUUUCUUUUUCCAUACCUUACCUACUCAACGAGCCGUAUGCAGCGCUAGGAAGCAAGGUUGGAUUCAUAUUUGGCGCGACCGCAGCGGGUGCUGUGCUGUUCACGUGGUUCUGCAUUCCUGAAUGCAGUGGGAAAACGCUUGAGGAGAUCGAUGAGUUGUUUCUUGAGGGCGUAUCAGUCAGGAAGUUCCGGAAAACCAGAGCGACUGUACCGACAGCCCAGUAUAAGGGUGAUGGAAAGAAGGGUGACAUGAAGAUCGAAUCAGUUGAGGUGUAGAG
Messenger RNA from Alternaria alternata, 1860 nucleotides. RefSeq names its product general substrate transporter. Gene Ontology annotation, biological process: transmembrane transport; carbohydrate transport. Gene Ontology annotation, cellular component: membrane. The transcript is spliced from 4 exons. The record is from RefSeq and is a predicted model, not a curated record. Lineage: Eukaryota; Fungi; Ascomycota; Dothideomycetes; Pleosporales; Pleosporaceae. Gene Ontology annotation, molecular function: carbohydrate:proton symporter activity. Bases 311 to 1858 code for a protein of 515 amino acids.